UUUCUGUUGACAAACUGGGUGUGUUGAAUUUUGACUGGGCUCACUAUAUAAAAUAUUUCCUGUAAUCUGCAGAUUUACUCAUCAUGAUGAAGCUGAUCCUGUCUCUCACUCUCAUCUGGACACUCUCCAGCACAGCUGAAGCUGUUAGGUGUUGGACUGGUAAAGGGACUGACACAAAGCAACAGACCUUACGUUCAUGUAACUCUACUGAGUUGUGUGCAACUGUUGUCUAUCAAGAAAAUGAGAUUAGGAACGUCACUAAGGACACCACCAGGUUGUGUUUGCCAUCCUCCCUUUUCAGUGAAGGAAAGCACACAUUUUCAUUCAAUGUUGGUUUUGAUGCUAUAUCUGCAACUGUUCAUGUGUGCAACACAGAUGGCUGCAACAAUCAAGACAUUUCUUACCCUGGUGUUCAGAAGAAAAACAACCUGCAGUGUUUCACCUGUGAUGAUCAAUCUUCUUCUGUGUGUAACAAGACAUUACAGUGUGUGGGAGCGCAGGACCGCUGCUUUAGUCGGACUGUGGUAGAUAGUGAAGACAGGGGCGCAGUAUUUCAUUCCUUUGGAUGUAUCUCUGCAAACCUCUGUAAAGUUGCUUCUCACUUGGAACUCCUGCCUGUUCCUAUUCCUGUUAAAUUCAGUGUUGCACCAAAAUGUUGUGGAGGCAACUUCUGUAACUCAGCCUGGUCUGUCAAACUGAAUGUGAUCCCUUUGCUGUUUGGACUCAUUACUCUUAUCAUCUAUUAGAACAAAGAGAAACUAACAAAAUAGUAAAAGUAGUUGUGUAACGUGUGUGAAUAAGCCAAAUACAUCUAUCAUCUUCUCAUUCAUUUACACAGUGAGAUUCCUUUAACAUUUUGAAUGUUUCAGCUUGCUAAGUAAUUAUUUUAAUCAUAACAGCAGCAUCCCAUCCCACAUAAUGACUGGGCAACCAACGAAUUUUGAACUUUAAAGUAUUUUGACUGGAAUUUUGCUGUAUUUGGAUUCAUAUGGACUACAUUUUUGCACAAAUCACCUCAAACACAAUCUCUGUUGUACAUUUUUAUUUCAUUUUUAAAUUCUUGAAACACUUGUGAAAACUAAGGAUGCAAUACCGGGAAAAGAAAAAUAAAGAACUGUGGAUGAAAUUGUGAUUUUAAGCAACAAGUGAUCUUCAACUUAGCUUGUGCCUUUAUGCAACAAUAGGUGUGUGUGUGUAUGUGUUAAUUUCCUUUAAGUAAGUCGUGUUGUGUAACUUGUUUUCUAAGAGGAGAGGUGGAAAUGAACUUAUCUAUACUGUGCAUGUGGGAAGCCAAAUAAAGA
This is a messenger RNA of Thunnus maccoyii (southern bluefin tuna), 1301 nucleotides long. RefSeq lists its product as uncharacterized. The transcript is spliced from 6 exons. Lineage: Eukaryota; Metazoa; Chordata; Actinopteri; Scombriformes; Scombridae. Bases 84 to 746 code for a protein of 220 amino acids. The record is from RefSeq and is a predicted model, not a curated record.